CUGCGCGGGGAGUUUAAAGCUGCGAGAGUGUUUCAUGCUGUGUUUAUAAAUGUAAUCAUCAUUUGGAUGUUUGGCGAGUCCUUCAGCAGAUGUUUGUGUGUGCAACUCGAGUGUGAAGCAGCAGCAGCAUGUCAACAAAGAGUCUGGCGAAAUGUGUGCUGUGUGUCAGAGAGCUGGGUCUGAUCAGGAAGCGCAGUCAUUCAUCUGGAGCUCAUCAGCGUCCGUCUGUCUGCAAGCAGCGCUUCUCUUUCCUGAUCAUCAUUGACUUUGAGUCCACCUGCUGGAGAGAGAAGAGCAGCUGCGGCCAGGAGAUCAUUGAGUUUCCGGCCGUCCUGCUGAACGUGUCGAACGGAGAAGUGGAGUCAGAGUUCCACUCGUACGUCCAGCCACAGGAACACCCUGUACUGUCAGCCUUCUGCACGGAGCUCACCGGCAUCACACAGGAUCAGGUGGACUCCGCCCCUCCCCUCCACAUCUGUCUGUCCAGAUUCACUCGCUGGCUGAACAGUCUCCAGCAGGAGAGGGGCGUGGUCUUUGAGACGGACAGCACAGGCCCCGCCCCCUCCGGACACCCCUGUGCGUUUGUCACAUGGUCAGACUGGGAUCUGGGAGUCUGUCUGCUGUACGAGUGCAAAUGGAAGCAGCUGAGUGUUCCUGAAGCUCUGAAGAGCUGGAUCGACCUGCGAGUCACUUACAGGCUCUUCUAUAACCGGAAGCCCAAAGGUCUGAGAGGAGCUCUGCUGGACCUCGGCAUCCAGUUCACAGGAAGAGAGCACUCAGGUCUGGUGGACGCGAGGAACACGGCUCUGCUGGCGUGGAGGAUGGUGUCUGACGGCUGUCUGCUGACUGUGACCAAGUCUCUGAGGAGGGCGCUGGUGAAGUCCAGACCUCCGCGUGGAAGCGUCUCUGGUGAGCGUCCCUCAGCGCUGAGUGAGCGACCCGAGCGUAACGAGCAGCAGACGAGUGUGUGUCGAUCGCUCGUGUCGCCGCGCACCGUCCUCUGUAGCACAAACACUCCGCUGUGUGCCGGCGCGUCCAGACCGCUCGGGAAUCUCAGCACACUGGCCGGGCUCUCGGACAUGACCUACGACCCCGAGACUCCAGACGCCUGCUGGCGAGACGGAGUCCUGCUGACCGAGGGGGAGGAGCCUGGCUCCUGUGAUGAUGUGCUCGUGGGGGCGGAGCCUGAGGAGCCUGAUCCCGCAGGACCCAACAAAACCUGGUCAGACCACUACAAACCUGCCAGACCAGCGUCCAGCUCUGCCUGCACACCGCUCCGGCGCACAGACCCGUACAGGCCGCUCUCGCGCUUCUUAGGACGCAGCGGCGCGUCGUUCAGUGUUUAUACAGACCCGCCCCGCACUGUGAGCCUCGCGUCUAAGAUCACGUCUCCUCUGUGCGGCUGCGGCCGGAGGGCCAGGCGUCUGACGGUGGGGAACGGCGGGCCGAACCACGGCCGUGGGUUCUACAGCUGCCCCGUCAGACGACAGAGCUGCGGCUUCUUCAAGUGGGAGUCUGGAUUACUGCAGUCCAGCAAACAGAACCGCAUCAGAACACCACAGACCUGCAGCUCUAGACCCCUCCGGUGAACACGGGCUGCAUCGUGUCUUUAGAUUUGAACAAACCUGUUGAAGAAUUCAUUUAUUAUAAAGAAAACACUUUUUAAAAGUAUUUUUAGAAAUUGUGUCAGGGACAUCUGCAAGCUUAAGCUUAACAUUUCUACAUCCAUUCUUCUGUUUUUGUGAGAGAAUCAACACCUGAUAUGAUCUCAGAAGAGCACACUGCUCAUUAAAGACAUGACAGCAAGCAUGCAUGUCCAUAUUCAGACUUCAGAUGAUAUGUGUUUAGUUAUCAGAUACGUCUCUUUAUUCUGCAUUAUAGCAUCAUGAUUAUGAUCUCAUGAAUUGUGUCUUUGUGAUUUUAACAAACCUGUAAAAUAAUAUUUAUAAUAAA
Messenger RNA from Sinocyclocheilus rhinocerous, 1953 nucleotides. It is a transcript of the gene eri2, whose product is annotated as ERI1 exoribonuclease family member 2. The transcript has 9 exons. The coding region runs from base 129 to 1589 and encodes 486 amino acids. The record is from RefSeq and is a predicted model, not a curated record. Gene Ontology annotation, molecular function: nucleic acid binding; 3'-5'-RNA exonuclease activity; zinc ion binding. Lineage: Eukaryota; Metazoa; Chordata; Actinopteri; Cypriniformes; Cyprinidae.